Messenger RNA from Ilyonectria robusta, 825 nucleotides. RefSeq names its product HpcH/HpaI aldolase. Gene Ontology annotation, cellular component: cytoplasm. The coding region runs from base 1 to 825 and encodes 274 amino acids. The transcript has a single exon. The record is from RefSeq and is a predicted model, not a curated record. Gene Ontology annotation, molecular function: aldehyde-lyase activity. NCBI's taxonomy places the organism in Eukaryota, Fungi, Ascomycota, Sordariomycetes, Hypocreales, Nectriaceae.
AUGGCUGCCUCCCUUUCAAACAGCAUCAAGGACAAGAUGGUAAAGGGCGAAGUCGCGUAUACCCUGAGCGUCAAACUAGUCCGUUCUGUUGAGAUCUCCAUGAUGGCCAAGACAGCAGGCUUCGAUGGCAUUCUCAUCGACAUGGAGCACUCGUCCUUUGACCUCGACACCACCGGUCAAAUCUGCAUCUCCGCCCUCUACGCGGGCAUUGCUCCUAUUGUCCGCGCCCCAAGCAAGGACCCUUUCUUCGUUUCGAGGAUCCUUGACGGAGGUGCUCUUGGCGUGAUUGUCCCUCACAUCCGUAGCGUCCAGGACGCCAAGGAUGUUGUUGCUGCGGCCAAGUUCCAGCCUGUCGGUUGCCGAUCGUCGACCAAUGGCUUGCCGCACUUCGAAUUCCGCUCUUUGCCUGCCAAGGUCUCCAACCCCGUCUGCAAUGCGAGCACCUUGGUCAUCCCGAUGAUUGAGACACUGGAGGCAUUGGAACUCGUCGACGAGAUCGCUGCUGUCGAUGGGGUGGACUCGCUCCUCAUCGGUACUAAUGACCUGACGGCAGAAAUGGGCAUCCCAGGUGACUACGAGAACCCUCGUGUUACUGAGGCGUAUAAGCGCACGAUUGCGGCCUGUGACAAGGUCGGCAAGUGGGUUGGCGUCGGAGGUUUACAUGCUCGCAUGGAUCUGGUGGAAAAGUUCUGCGCCAUGGGUGCUAGAUGGGUCAUGGCUGCGACUGACGGCCCUCUUGUUAUGGCUGGAGCUUCCAAGAGAGCUAGUGAAAUGGCACAGCUAAAUGCCAGGGUCACUGGAUCUCAGACAAACGGCAAGGUUUAG